Daucus carota subsp. sativus is the source of this 1114-nucleotide messenger RNA. Its product is annotated as 14-3-3-like protein G-BOX factor 14 kappa. The record is from RefSeq and is a predicted model, not a curated record. Gene Ontology annotation, biological process: signal transduction; intracellular protein localization. Bases 99 to 842 code for a protein of 247 amino acids. The transcript has 4 exons. Gene Ontology annotation, cellular component: cytoplasm. NCBI's taxonomy places the organism in Eukaryota, Viridiplantae, Streptophyta, Magnoliopsida, Apiales, Apiaceae.
AUAUAAAAUAUAUACACACACAUCGCCGAAGAAAAAGCGAAGAACAAUCGCAAUCUCUCUCUCUCAAAGACUCAAACUUUACUCUCUCUAUCUCUCUCAUGGCGACUCUAAGCAGAGAACAGUACGUGUACAUGGCGAAACUCGCGGAACAAGCCGAGCGAUACGAAGAGAUGGUGGAAUUCAUGGAGAAACUGGUGACCGGCGCGACUCCGGCCGGUGAAUUGACCGUCGAGGAGCGCAACCUCCUCUCGGUGGCGUACAAAAACGUGAUCGGAUCGCUGCGAGCCGCGUGGCGAAUCGUUUCCUCGAUUGAACAGAAAGAGGAGUCGAGGAAGAACGAGGACCACGUGGUACUAGUCAAGGAUUACAGAUCUAAAGUUGAAUCGGAGUUAUCGGAUGUGUGUGGUGGGAUUUUGAAGCUUUUGGAGACUAAUUUGGUGCCGUCGGCCUCCACUAGUGAGUCCAAAGUGUUUUAUUUGAAGAUGAAGGGCGAUUAUCAUAGGUACAUGGCGGAGUUUAAAGUCGGUGAUGAAAGGAAGGAAGCUGCGGAGGAUACGAUGAAUUCUUAUAAGGCUGCCCAGGAUAUUGCACUAGCAGAUUUGGCUCCUACACAUCCAAUUAGAUUGGGGCUAGCGCUCAAUUUCUCAGUAUUCUACUAUGAGAUUCUUAAUUCUUCUGACAAAGCGUGUAGUAUGGCAAAACAGGCAUUUGAGGAAGCCAUAGCUGAGCUUGACACUCUGGGUGAAGAAUCAUACAAAGACAGUACUCUGAUCAUGCAGCUCCUGAGGGACAAUCUCACCCUCUGGACUUCAGAUUCACAGGACCAACUGGAUGAGCCAUGAUUUGUAGGCCAACCAGAAAUCACUAUUUCUCCUCAGAGGAGGUGGGCUUGAAUGUCAUGUUUAUGUUGACUAAAACGUGUGUUGUCCGAUAAUUGUCAUCAACUUAUUACAUGUUUUUGAUGUUUAAAAAUGCUUUAUGAAAUCUAGAAUGAUUUGGAACUUUAGUGAUGGAAGUGUAAAGUUGUUUUGCAUUUCGGUUAUCUGUUAGAUUGCGUUUGGAACAUGUAUUUCAUCUCAAAUUUGGAUUUCAAAUGCCAUGAUUUGGGGUGUCA